GUGAGCGGUAGCAGCUCAGCACUUGUAGCCAGCUAGCUAGCAUGUGUCGAGGUAAUGCUACACAACGACGCAAAGGUGACACCGAGGUUGAUUAUCACCCUACAUCGUUAUGGGUGUUAUUGAGGAUAACUAGCUGAUCGGUGUUCUCUUAUUCCGUACAGUGAAAAUGACUGGUCGAGGCCAGCACUACGGGUUCCAAGCAGCCACCAUAGUUCAAGCUUCCAAUGGUGGUCAUGCCUACCGUUUUGGGAGCAAUAAUUCAGAGAAUGAACUGUCCGAGGAGGAUGGGGAAAGCUGUGAGCUGCGGCCGCGUAGCAGAGAAAGGAACAGAAGGAGCACAUCCAGGGAGAGGGUGGACGACAUUGUCUACCUGACUAGAGAUAUCCAGGAGGGAGACACUCUGAACAGCAUCGCCUUGCAGUACCAUUGCUCGGUGGCAGAUUUAAAGCGUGCAAACAACCUCCUGACAGAGCAAGACUUCUUUGGCCUGAGAUCUGUAAAAAUUCCCGUCAAACGCUUCAGCGUCUUGACAGAAACUCACAACACUGGACCUCUCAAAUCGGCCUCCCCUUCCGAAACCCACCGCCUGACCCAUAUCUCGCCCAUCACCUCCCUCCCUGUGGAGUCCUCCACAGACUCCUCCUCUUCCACAGACAGCGUGGAAGGCUUCCUCAUGGAGAAGGACAAGGACAUCGAGCGACUAGUCAAAUCCACCGGUCCAUCGAGGAGCAGCCUCAACGAAGUUGUGUCCUCUUUAACGCUCCAGCAGAGUCAGCCCUUGCUGGGAAAAGGAGAGUACAAACCAGUGGAGAAAAAGGACCCUUAUUACGGAGCGGACUGGGGCAUGAGGUGGUGGACGGCUGUGGUCAUCAUGCUGGUGGUCGGCAUCGUCACGCCUGUGUUUUAUCUGCUGUACUAUGAAGUCCUCGUGAAAACUGAGGGCACUCAUCACAACACGCCCACAGAGGGCCUGCGGGACAUGCCUCCCGCACAUCUCCAUGGUGACAUUCCUAUAGACGACAGUCAUGCAGGAGCUGGCUCCCCACAACAAGCUGGAGACGUAGCUCAUGAACCCUCACAAGGCCUCAGAGUGGACAAUGCCAAACAUGAAAAGACAUAGCAACUGUAGUGGCACAAUACUGUGUAACGACUAGUUUUUAAUGACAUAUUAAAAAUAAUGCAAUCUUGAGGGAAAGUCACUUUAGUGGGAACAAACAUUUAUAUAUUUCUAUUAAUUUAAACCAAGAGGACCUUGCAAAUGGACUGUCAUUCAUGCUGCUGCUGCCUUUGAAGCCACAUGCAAUUUUCCACAAAUAUGGACAGUUCAUUUCCAUUUUGAACAGUUAAAUUAUGCAUUUGGGUUUAAAGUAAUUUUGUACUGUAUUUGGUCCAUAUUGCAUAUUACAUGGUUAUUUGUAGGAGAAAUCAUGUUCAUUGUUUUCAUUUAGAAAUAAUACUUCCAGACUAUUGUGCCAUUGUAUAUGGAAGUUACCAAUUAUUGAUGUGCUUUCUUUUGAAAUAGAGAAAAUGUCACUUAAAAACAAUAUUAGGCUCAGUGGAAAAUUGUACAGCAUUCCCCCAAUGAUGCAAUUAUGAGAGGUUUUGUGUUCUGUGUAAAGCCCUUUUACUUCACUUGUGUAGAUUGUGGAAAAAUAUUUUCUGAUGACAGUAUGUGCCUUUCAACCUGUGGAAAUGUUCUUACAGGCUGGAGAAUAAACAAAUCUAUUUUCAAAUAUUGCCAGCAUGCAUACAGUUUGGCAUUUCUUAUUUACACAGCUCUUUAAAUAAAGCUUUUUUUUUUUUACAGUAUAAACAAAAAUCACUCAUUUUGACAGCAGUCCAACCUAAUAUAUAAUGAAAGCA
Dunckerocampus dactyliophorus (ringed pipefish) is the source of this 1863-nucleotide messenger RNA. It is a transcript of the gene lysmd3, whose product is annotated as LysM, putative peptidoglycan-binding, domain containing 3. The record is from RefSeq and is a predicted model, not a curated record. Bases 167 to 1120 code for a protein of 317 amino acids. The transcript has 3 exons. Gene Ontology annotation, cellular component: Golgi apparatus. Lineage: Eukaryota; Metazoa; Chordata; Actinopteri; Syngnathiformes; Syngnathidae. Gene Ontology annotation, biological process: Golgi organization.